Symsagittifera roscoffensis is the source of this 2902-nucleotide messenger RNA. RefSeq lists its product as uncharacterized. Lineage: Eukaryota; Metazoa; Xenacoelomorpha; Acoela; Convolutidae. Bases 206 to 2389 code for a protein of 727 amino acids. The transcript has 6 exons. The record is from RefSeq and is a predicted model, not a curated record.
UGCAAUUUACUGUGACGGUAUGUAAGUUCACAGACUUGAGAAAAUUUGAAAUUACGGCUAAAAACUCAACAGCGACGUAACCUGAUACUCAGUAAUUACAGAUUACGAUUUACAAUUUCAACGCACCGUGCAAAGGUGUUCAAUUUUUUAAAUUUAUAUCGAAUAUAUCACAAGUAAAAUUUUUACAUACAACCUAACAACCUGAAUGUCGACGAAAAUUUUCUCGGAUAGCAGCACGAAAAUAAGCGAAAUGGAGCAACGCACAGGACAUCUGUUUGCAUCUAUAAAAGACAGUGCGCCUGCAAUCAUGCAAAACGGAAACAGAUAUCCAACAAGUCUGACCUCUAGGAAAAGUGCAAAGACGCGGAGAACUGAGAAACGGGUUCAGGAGUUGUUGAGGGAACAUUUGGGUCCAGACAGCGAGAGGGGGGAGGAGAGGUUAUUCAGGAGCACAGAAGACUUCACGGACCGAAAACCCCUAUUCGAAACAAGAACCCAACAAACAUCUUACCAUCAGAGCCCUACCAUCCCAAUUGGUCGACUUGAAAUCGAAAACCUCUACGAUAGGUACAAACACUUGAGCGAAAAAGAAGGUGCUAUAUUGGGAGACUAUCACUCUCCAUUUCAAAAGAGAACACCAACUAAAUCAUAUGAGCGGAAACCUUAUUCACCCGAAACACAGGUUCGAAACCAAGACAGGAAUCUAAACACUUAUAGUCGUAUUCUAAACCACAGUCAACGUUCAAAGUCGCCAUCGCCUAAUAGAUACUCAAACAAAAAAGCUCCUACAUACGAGAAAGAAACACCAAUAUCGAAUGAAACCGAGAAACCUGUUAGUUCUUACGACAAAUACGGUCGAAACGAGUUCGACAACGACUCGAAACUAUUUCGAAGUUUGCAACCCAAACCAGGUGUUUCAGCUUCCGAAUCAAAAAAUCAUCACCACAACCAGAUUGACGAAAACCAGAAUUGCUUUAAUGCCGAUGCGAACAGCAAUGGAAUUCCGAAACAUACUCCGAGAAUUCAAAGCAGAAACGCUGGCGUGCAAACUAAAGGCCCAAAAUGCUUCGAAGCGAGCAUUCAAACAGCCGACAAAAAAUUGUCCGACAACACAACGCAAACAAAUGAACAACAGUUUUUACCAGUUGAUCAAUUCGGCGAUGAUGCAAUUAUAUAUCGUCAACAUAAUUCUGCUACAAACCAACUUGAAAGCGGGUUAAGUAUUGAAGAAUUCUAUGACGAUGAAAAUGUUUUGCAAAAUGAAAGCACCGAAAAAUCGAUCGAUUUCGACCAAGAAAGUUUCAAUCCAACACCUCGAAACUCACUCCAACUUACUCGACAAAUUGAUGAAACUUCAACUUCUAAAAAGAACCAGAAACCGUCAACACGUAAAUUCGGCAACGAAUCUCUUGACCUUUCGGCACAACAGGGAAAUUCGGGCGAAUUUUUAACACACCCCAAAGCAAACGCUAGCACACCCUACAUGCCUGAAAGUCACAACUACGAUUUCGAGUCGGAUCAAAAGGAUGAUAUCGAAAUUUUAAUUCAAGAUUAUGACAACAACUGUAAUCUAGAAGCACGUGAUUAUACUUCUCAUAAUAUACAAGAACAGUAUCCCGAAACCCCCAACUAUCAUGAUCAACGAGAAGAUUCAUUCUAUUUUGAUGGUUCGUAUCAUGAACAAAGUGAGCGAGGUCUAACCAGAGGGGAGGGGGAGGACUAUUCUCAAUAUGGGGGGAGUUUCGGGACAGAAGAGGGUUGGUUACUCCCCCAAUCAGGGAAUGUAGAAGGAGUUAAUUCUGAGCUGGAUAGUUUUGACUAUGUGGCAAUUCAAUUUGAAAUGGACAAACAGCAAAGGAAUCUGCGCAUGAGUGAUGUGUUGACUCAAAACAAACUUAUCGAAGAAGAAAGAAGACGCCGAAGACUUCUGGAGUUGGAGAGUAAGAAGAGCCACAACCCCAGCGACUCCCCCAACCACAGUCGCCAACACAGUGGGACCCACUCGGCCAACACUUCGUCUACAAUACAAAACAUGAGCCCAACAGACGAGAAAAUCAGACAAGUGCAAGAGAGGCGCUUGAAACUAGAUCGAGAAAAAUUCAACUCUGCACUUGAAAAAGAGGCAAAAAGCAUCGAAGUACACGAAAAGUUGAACAGACGUAGCAAAAUACCAAUGAAAUAUUUCGCCCAAACGAUUUCAAACCCUGUCGUGCUGCCCAAACAGCGUGAACAUCACGUGACUUAUGACGUGAACAGACAGGGGAGCGGGUUGAGAUACCCGGGUCAUAAUGACUCAUACGGGAAUAGUUCCAGGAGUGGACAAAGAUAUCAAGAUUUGAGUGAGAGGCCGGAUUGGGUUGAUAUUACACACAAAGAUUGGUCGCACUGAAGUCAUUUGGCAGAAAAAUCACUUGGCAGAAAGAUGAAAAUAGUAGACAAAAGACUAGAAGCAAACACAGAUUUAAAACUUCAUUGUGAAUAACACGAAGAAUAACCAACUGAAUCACAACUAACAGUUACUAAAAAAUGAGUGAUUUACUAUUUUACUACAAUACGACAUAACAGCGCGCCCAGUUACUUUGCAAGCAGAACGUCAGCUGGAGACCAUUUUUUUUCCAUUGAACCAUUGAAGUUUAAGACCAUUGAACCACGAGAAAACAAAUUCUCUUUAAUCAUUGCGCUGUAGCUUAAGCAAUUUGGACAAAGUGGCAGAUUUCUCUCAAUUAAUUAUUGUUAUUUCAACUUUAUAAAUAAUUUUAGAACGAAAAAUUGAAACCCAAAACGCCCCAGUUUCAAUAACAAUGUAAAAUACAGUUUACCGCUUACAACUAGACCUUCCGAUCAGCCUACAAAGUAAAAUCUGAAGCGCCGGAAAAAAUCACUAAGGGAAGCGAGCAGUUAA